AUGCUCCAGCGUGCCAGUCAAUUCGUCGCCGCGGAGACUUGGAUGGCCGGAAAGCGGGAGGAUCACAAAAAGGUCAAAUCAGAGCCACCCCGACAGCCACAACCCGCCGCCUCCCGGUGGAGGACUGACAGACCCGAAUCAAGGUCUCCUCUUCCCGCCUUGAAUUCGUCCCGAACCGAAAUUUUCCUGCACGAGAAGGGGAAGGGGCUGCUCAAGGACCCUCACCCGAUGAGGAACCCACGGGAGCUCGCGGACCGUUCAAGGUAUUGCCGAUUCCAUCGACAGCACGGGCAUGAUACUGAACAGUGCUACGAGUUGAAGAGGCAAAUCGAGGAGCUUAUCCUCAGAGGACACCUCGGCCAGUAUCUCCGGCCGAACAAGGAGCGGUCACCUCGACCGGAGGGCCCCGUCGAGUGGCACAUCGAUGUGAUAGCCAGGGGCCCUGCAUCUGGGGGAGGCUCCAUGUCGGGCAGAAAGGCGUAUGCCCGAGCCGCUCCUGACGAAACCGCGGGACACGAGCCCGAGCCCGAGAUUACCUUCCCGACCGGAGCUUCCGAUCGCCCCGACCAUGACAACGCCUUAGUGAUAUCGGCCAGGGUAGCCAACGCGCAAGUGAGGAAGAUCAUGGUCGACACAGGGAGCUCGACCGAUAUACUUUACUUCGACGCCUUCCAGAAGCUGGGUUUGGCCAAAGAAAAUCUGAGCCCGAUGUGCUCGACACUCACCGGCUUCACGGGAGAUUCAAUAUCACCCCUGGGAGUUGUUACUUUGCCCUUGACUCUGGGGACUCCGUCGAGGUCGAAAACGGUGAUGACCACAUUCUUGGUGGUCGACCUUCCCACCGCCUACAAUGCCAUACUCGGCCGGCCGACCCUCAACAAGGUCAGGGCCGGUCGUCUCCACCUACUACCAGACCAUCAAGUUCCCAACUCAUGCGGGAGUCGGGGAAGUCACGGGAAGCCCCCGAGAGUCUAG
Molecule: messenger RNA, 975 nt
Organism: Musa acuminata subsp. malaccensis (wild Malaysian banana)
Lineage: Eukaryota; Viridiplantae; Streptophyta; Magnoliopsida; Zingiberales; Musaceae
Source: RefSeq, a predicted model, not a curated record